UAAGAAAUGGCUUUGAAAUCACUGACUGCGAACUCAUCGGCUACUUCUUUGACCAAUUUCAGAGAUAGUGAACAGCAAGCGAAGCUAGCAAGGGAUCUGAGGGUUUAUAGGACUCAAGAUGGACUGAAAAAGUUUAAAGACCUGCCAUCAAAAUGAAAGAGAUGAUUAAAUUCAAAGAAACCCAUGUAUAAUUAUGAAGAGAUUGAGCAGGAGUAUGGGGUGGGUAGGGGUGAGUGGAGGAAUAGUUGUGAGAAAAGGGUUGCAGAGGAGUUAUGGAAAUAGUAGGCAUAGAAGAGUACUCAAGCCGGCAAGAAAGAUGUCGAGGCCGAAAUUUAUGAGUAUUUGAAAAAUUAGAAGAAGAAAUAUUCCAGAAGCAAGUGGGGGUUCACUAAAGAGUCACAACUCUGUUGUUUCCUUAAAAUUUGCUGAACAAAAGCCUUCUUGGUUGACAAAGAGACCUUUUCGAUGUGGGAGUUUGAAGCAUCCUUGCUCUAAAGGCAUCUUAAGAGAUCCGUAUAUAUGUCUAAAACAGGACAAGAAUCGUUUAAGCAUUCUAAAUAAUUUCAAAGUCAUAAACAAACUUCUCCGUAACGGAUUUAUUAAAGCUGCGAAUGCAAGGAAAGAUAUAAAGAACAACUUAAUAUCUCUGGAAGAAUACAAAUCAAACAUAACUGAAAUGGACAAAGUUACAAAAUUGUUAAACUAUAUGAAGCAAUUAACUUGCACCAGGAAUAUAAAGAUCAUCAAAUCCCCACCUGCUUAAAUCUGGGUUAAAUAAUUUCAACAUAAACACUCAUUAAAG
Messenger RNA from Moneuplotes crassus, 802 nucleotides. NCBI's taxonomy places the organism in Eukaryota, Ciliophora, Spirotrichea, Euplotida, Euplotidae. The record is from the annotation of a GenBank genome assembly.